AUUCCAUGCUGCAACAACACUUCCGCACUGUAAUUUUAUACAUUUGACAUCUAAAAUGGACCUUUAGUGCGCCACCUCAAUCCCACAUCACAUGGGGCGUUCGUUCCUCGACAUCGUACAUUGUAUAGCUAACUGGAUAGCCAGUGAAUUGGGGUGGUAUAAGCUUGUAAACAUUGUUUAUCGUAGAAAAUAUUCCGAGUCUCCGUUCCAAUCUGAACAACGGAGUUGUUCCUCGCGAUGAUCCACUUAAUUUAAGACAACUAGCUACUAGUUUAUAUAUCCUUUGUUUAGAAAAUUCCCUGCAGUUUUUGCUAAUCUAACGUCUAUCAAAUGUCACGGAAAGGGAUUGUCAAAGAAAACAAAACAUUUGAGUUGGCUUUGUGACAAGCAAAUCGAACUGAACAAAAACAACGGUGUAAGAUUGAGAAACGAUUGCAAUACAGCUGGCUAGCAAGCUGCUGCGGUUCCACUUCAAGUAUAAUAGCCUGUCGACAUAACUACCCAACCGAAUAGGUGGAGGGUUUGAGUUUAUUCACCUAACCGCAUAAGGAAAUAUUCCGUAAGAUCCACUGACAUGAUGUUUCCACAAUCAAGACACUCGACAUCUUCUCAGUCCAGUCAGCCCCUCAAGUUCACCACCUCAGACUCCUGUGACCGGAUCAAGGAUGAGUUCCAGUUCCUCCAAGCACAAUACCACAGUUUGAAAAUGGAGUGUGAUAAACUAGCUAGUGAGAAGUCAGAGAUGCAGCGUCAUUACAUCAUGUACUAUGAGAUGUCCUAUGGACUGAACAUUGAAAUGCACAAACAGGCUGAGGUGGUAAAGAGAUUGAAUGGAAUCUGUGCUCAAGUUCUCCCCUACCUAUCACAAGAGCAUCAGCAGCAGGUCAUGGGUGCCAUAGAGAGAGCCAAGCAGGUAACCCCACCUGAGAUGAACUCCAUCAUACGGCAACAGCUCCAGGUUCACCAGCUGUCUCAGCUCCAGGGCUUGGCCCUGCCCAUGACACCCUUGCCCCUGGGUCUGACGCCCCCUAGCCUACCUGCUGUCACCUCCAGCUCUGGCCUGCUCUCCCUCUCCUCCAUCCUGGCCUCCCACUCCCAUGCCCAGGCUCAGCUAGCCAAGGAGGACAAGGUUCGGGAGGGGGCCGAGAGGGACCAGAGAGAAGAGGACGGGGACAAGUCAGACUGACGGGAAGGGACCUUGCAGCAUGGUGCAGCAUGGCGUAGUGAAUGGAGGCUGAGAAGAGGAGAGAGAGGGUAGGGAGACAGGUUUGACUAAUGCCCCAUUAUCGCCACAGUGUGGAGGGAGAGAGGAUCAUAGGGAAGUUCUCAUCAAGAAAGGGAGAGAUUCACACAGUUAUGGGUUGGUGAUGCUGCUUAGAAUUCUAUUCCUUAAGAGGAAUUAUCCCAAAGGGUUUUGAGGUAGGAGGAGAGGAGUUUAGUAAGAGUUGACUGUCAGUCUCACCAGACUCUGCUUAAGGCAACAUCAUUCUGCUCUCCCCUUCUCCGAUUUCCUCUUCUCUUCCCCAUUCCUCUUCUGUGUGCAUCUUUGAUUUUUUUUUCUCCAAGGGUUUCCAUUAUUUGUUGAUAUAUAAAAUUAGUCUGAUUGUAUUUGAUUCUGUUGCCUGGCCCAUUCUCUAUCCCUCUUCCCCCUUCCCUUCCUCUUUGUCUCCACACCUUCAUCUUAGACAAGUGGGAUAAAGGAGAUGCGUCAAUAGACCUCCCCCCUUCAUCCUGUAUCUGUCUGUUGAUUGGUGGCUUAGUCCCCUCAACCCCUCACCCUAUCUAAUGAAAGUUCAGUGCAGAGGAAAGUACAGUGAUGUCAUGCAAAUCUGCACAAGGAGCCAAAGGGACCUCUUCAAGACAUGUUCUGUUCCAACCUUAAAGAAGAGGAUUCUAAGUAAGAGACAGUCUAAUUAAAAGUGUGUGUCUAAACAAGUGUUGGUGGGGGUGUAAAUGUGCGUGUAAACAAAUCAAUGUUUUGUUAUAUUAAGCACCUUUCAUCUCCCAGUUUAUUUUUCUGCUUCCUUUAUUGGUUUCUUCCAUUCAACAAAGAUUAACUUAAUUGGGACUUUAAAAGUCAAAUUUGGCCUAAUCAGAAAGCUUAACUAGUUAUAAAGAGAACAUUAACUUACUAGGGUUACGUUAGCCCACUGCAUUCUUAAAGUUAGGGUAGACCUCGAGUUACAUGGCUCUUUUUGGGUCUCAGCCAAUCAGCUUUCAGCUGUAGUGGGAUAAGGACAUUUCAGUCCAUGAACAUGUCAGGCAAACAAUAGCACCUAGCUCUCUACAUUUUCAAUGAGGAGUUUGUAGAGGGUCAUUGGGUAACUAGACUACUACUUCCCUUCCAUUGCAAGUGUCUUUAGUAGAAGACCAGGAUGUGUGGUGGUGUUUUUAGCCAGAAGAUGGCAGUAAAGCAGCACUGUUGACUGAUGCACUUGACUUACUGUUAAUGUUAGCUAGCCAGAUGAAAUCGGGGCUCUCAAAAAAGCACAGCGUUCCUCAAAUAUCUUUUUAAAGGCAGAAACUAUAGCGCCUUCUAGAAUAAACCCUGGUGUCGUGGGGGGGGGGGGGGUUGUUGUAUACCAGAAGCCUAACAGUCUAUCCAAGCUUACUACCCUGAUCUAGUUCCUGUUUGUGAAACCCCUCCUAGGCUAGCAUAGGACAACCUUAGGUGAACAAAGCUUAACUCAGACCUGUGAACGGUAGAUGUUUGUGUAUGUUGUCAAGGGCCAAUUUAUGUACGUACAUGAAUAUACCUAUAAUUUUGUAAGCAUUUUUGUAUGUUUCAGAGCUGCUUUCCAAUGUGUGUUUGAGCAUGUGUCAUGGAGGACUAUGGCGAGUAAGUGUGUGUUAGAAUGCUGUAGUGACUCUACAACCCCUCCCCCCUCUACCCCUCCUUUCCUUGACAACGAUGAGGCAACUGCUUUGAGCUUUGUAAAUGUCUUGUCAUUUUCAUUGAAACUCUUCAUUUAGUUGUAUGUAAAAGUUACAAAUAUGUACUUGUUAAUAAUGUUACGUUAUUAAAAAAAAGUGUACUAUAGCUUCAUUUAAAAAGCAGGGGGAAACAAAUGUAUUGUAAAACCAACAAACCAUGUACUCUAAUUGAAUGAACCAUUCUGCAGUAAGGAAAUGUCUUUUGUGCCUUACAAAUAAAAGACCUGAUUGAA
Osmerus eperlanus (European smelt) is the source of this 3167-nucleotide messenger RNA. RefSeq names its product TLE family member 5-like. Gene Ontology annotation, biological process: regulation of DNA-templated transcription; negative regulation of canonical Wnt signaling pathway. The record is from RefSeq and is a predicted model, not a curated record. Gene Ontology annotation, molecular function: transcription corepressor activity; protein binding. Gene Ontology annotation, cellular component: nucleus; transcription regulator complex. Lineage: Eukaryota; Metazoa; Chordata; Actinopteri; Osmeriformes; Osmeridae. The transcript has 7 exons. The coding region runs from base 575 to 1186 and encodes 203 amino acids.